This is a messenger RNA of Fraxinus pennsylvanica, 1176 nucleotides long. NCBI's taxonomy places the organism in Eukaryota, Viridiplantae, Streptophyta, Magnoliopsida, Lamiales, Oleaceae. The record is from the annotation of a GenBank genome assembly.
AUGGCUGAUGAGACCUCUGCUGCCGUGAAUUUUGAUCUGAAUUUGAGGCCUCUUGAAAAUUGGGGCGAUGCAACUGAACCUGGCUCGGGAUCUUAUCCCAAUUCUGCAUUCGAAUUAAGUGGUGAAAAUAGAUUACAACCUGGUGAGGGUAGUAUGACUGCUGAGGCAAGAAAUAACGAAGUGGCUAAAACUCUUGAGAAUGGCAAUGCAUGUUUGGAAGAUGAGGCUCUGAGAAAGGAGGAGGAUGGUGAAAAGAAUAACGGUGUUGAAGGCAGCUUUUUUGAUUGCAAUAUAUGCUUGGAGUUGGCUAAGGAUCCUGUUGUAACUUGCUGUGGUCACUUGUUUUGCUGGCCUUGUCUUUACCGGUGGUUACAUUAUCACUCAUAUGCCAAGGAGUGUCCUGUUUGUAAGGGAGAAGUUACAACGAAAAAUGUGACCCCAAUUUUUGGCUCUGGAAAUAUUAUACGGGAGCAUGAUGUGGAUUCUCGUCUAAAUGACAUUCCUCUCAGGCCCCAAGCAUCGCGGGUUGAGAGCUGGAGGCAAAUUAAUCAGAGGACUGCAUCCAUUAUUCCAAUGGAGGAAAUGAUUGAGCAUCUUGGAAGUACAUUUGAGUUGAGUCAGGAAUCUGUCCAGAAUCAGUCUCGAAAUUCCAGUGGUCCACGUGAAUCACAUGUUAGAUUUAACUCAUUUCUCAACCGGUUUAUGACUUUUAGAGGAAUGCGUAGUGAAAGGAGAGCUGCGCUGCCGCUUGUUGAUAUGGUUGACUUGACAGAAAGCAGCCCCGCUAAUAAUGAGUUAAGGGCAAGUCGACUUUCAUCAUACCUGCGCCAUAGAUCAAACUCAAACCGAGCAGCUACCUUGCCCAGCCUCCUAUCUGGAUUAAGCUCUGACGAAAUUCAAGCUGCAGGGUGGUUGGCUGAAGGUUCAUAUUUGGAAAACAAUCCCAUAGAAAGAAAUCAAGAACAAGCUCCAGCAGUUGAUGAUAGGGAUUCUGUGUCAAGCAUUGCUGCUGCUAUACGCUCAGAGAGUCAGACAGUUGAUAAUGCUAUCGAAAUAGAUUCCAGAGCGUUGCUUUUUACUCCAUCUUCCAGAACUAGAAGAAGAAAUGACACAUCAAGAACUUCUGAUGUGGAUAGUGGAGAUUCACGUGCACGUAGGAGGAGAAGGCUGAACUGA